Lotus japonicus is the source of this 1880-nucleotide messenger RNA. RefSeq names its product anthocyanidin 3-O-glucosyltransferase 2-like. The record is from RefSeq and is a predicted model, not a curated record. Gene Ontology annotation, molecular function: UDP-glycosyltransferase activity. The coding region runs from base 319 to 1773 and encodes 484 amino acids. The transcript has a single exon. NCBI's taxonomy places the organism in Eukaryota, Viridiplantae, Streptophyta, Magnoliopsida, Fabales, Fabaceae.
GACAAUAAGGGACAAACCAUAUCGUCCUCAUGAUCUACCUUUCAUUUAUGAAGUUGCCAGCAACGCCAUGACAUCACUUGCAAGAUUUAAUUUCUCUACGCAUGGGUAGACUUCUAGGUUCACUUCGUGUCUAUUCAAUUUCUCUACCUUGUGGCUGUUUUUGUAUAUCAAACACGUAUGAGAUAGCCAGAAGAGGGGGUGAUAAUUUUAAGGCAGCUUGUCUAUCUUAUCUAGCGGGGUGGACUGGAGUAAGCAGCAUCACUACUCUUCUCCUUUAUCAUUCAUUCAUCCUUUCUAUCCCAGUCCACCAGUAGUAAUAUGAAGAAAGCAGCAGCAGCAGCAAGACUAGUGUUCAUCCCUUCUCCCGGUGCGGGUCAUCUUGUAUCUGCACUUGAGUUCGCCAAGCUUCUCCUAAACCGUGAUGACCGACUCUGGAUCACUCUCUUCAUCCUCCAAUUCCCAUACUCCACCGCAAGCGAAUCCGACACAUCUUCCCUCUCUUCCUUCUCCGAACGUGUCCAAGUCAUCAACCUCCCUCCUCCUCAACUACCACCCACCAAUUCUGACACUAAACCUGGCAUGGGCAACUUAAUGAUCACUCUCCUUGAAAACCAGAAACCCCGAGUCAAAGAAGCUGUCAUCUCCAACCUCCACUCCGCCCCCCCACUCGCCGCCUUCGUGCUUGACAUGUUCUGCACCACCAUGAUUGACGUCGCCGACCACUUCAAUGUCCCUUCCAUCGUCUUUUUCACCUCCGGCGUCGCCUUCCUCAGCUCGAUGCUCCACCUCUACACGCUUCGGGAACGACACGACCUGGAAGCCAACGAUUUGAAGGACCCGGACACCGAGGUGGCCAUCCCAGGUUUCCUAAACCCAGUUCCUUCGAAGUCGCUGCCCAGCAAGGUGCUGAACAAGGAAUGGGAGCAAUGGUUUUUAAACUAUGGGAGAGGGUUGAAGAGAGCCAACGGUUUUAUCGUGAAUUCGUUUGAAGAGCUUGAACCACACGCGGUUCGCUCAUUCUCUGACCCGGAUAAUGGUCUGGUUCAAGGUAUAAUACCCAUAUAUCCGGUGGGGCCCAUAUUGAACCCUAAGGACAACGGUGAGACUCAUGAGAUCCUUACAUGGCUCGAUGAACAACCUCCCUCCUCAGUAGUGUUUCUCUGCUUCGGGAGUCGGGGUUCUUUCGAUGAGGCACAAGUCACGGAGAUUGCACAUGCGAUUGUGAACAGUGGGGCCCGUUUCGUGUGGUCCCUUCGGAAGCCUCCACUAAAGGGCUCCAUGGCCGGGCCCUCUGAUUACUCUGUUCAUGAUUUAGCAUCGGUUUUACCCGAAGGAUUCUUGGAUCGGACGACAGAGAUUGGAAGGGUCAUUGGAUGGGCCCCUCAGGCCCGGGUUUUGGCCCACCCAGCCACAGGUGGGUUUGUAUCGCACUGUGGUUGGAAUUCCACAUUGGAGAGCAUAUACUUCGGUGUGCCUAUUGCCACGUGGCCACUCUAUGCCGAACAACAGACGAACGCCUUUUUGCUCGUGCGUGAGCUAAAGAUAGCUGUGGAGAUUUCAUUGGAUUAUAGGGUGGAGGUCUAUGUCGGGCCUAACUAUCUUCUAACUGCAGAUAAGAUUGAAGGAGGAAUAAGGAGUGUGUUGGACAAAGAUGGAGAAGUGAGGAAGAGAGUGAAGGAGAUGAGUGAAAGGAGUAGGAAGACAUUGUUAGAAGGGGGAUGUUCAUAUUCCUAUUUAGAUCAUUUGAUUGAUUAUUUCAUGGAUCAGGUAUGAAAUCAUCUUUCAAACCACACGCAUGUUAGUUUCAUGGCAUCAAAUGUAGUAGUUGUAAACUCUUCAGCUAUGUUUGGAACGGAUGAAUAUUAUUAUGAACUUGCUCA